UCGGUCAUGUCAACUGUCAUUAGAAAUUUGUAAAUUGCGAAUUGUUUGUACUACGAUCUUUGAAAAUAUUCAUUUAAUAUUUCUUUUAGAUAGAAUUAUUUUGAAUAAUUGGCUUAUAUCAAAUACCGUACAUAUUUGAAAAACUUAAACAUGGCGCAAGCACUUCCGAAUCCCAACACGCUAUUGCCGCUGGAGCUCGUCGAUAAAUGUAUAGGAUCGCGCAUUCAUAUUAUUAUGAAGAAUGACAAAGAAAUGGUUGGAACGUUACAAGGAUUUGACGAUUUUGUUAACAUGCUAUUAGAUGACGUCACGGAAUAUGAAUCAACUCCAGAAGGUAGAAAAAUAACCAAGCUAGAUCAGAUACUUCUUAACGGUAUGAAUAUAGCUAUGUUAGUUCCUGGUGGAGAAAUGCCCGGCGAAUCAUAUGAAGGACAAUAGUUAAGCAUUCAUGUAAUAAUACGCUACACAUAAGAUAUUAAGAAAUAAAUAAUAAUAACAUAA
Colias croceus (clouded yellow) is the source of this 501-nucleotide messenger RNA. RefSeq names its product U6 snRNA-associated Sm-like protein LSm5. Gene Ontology annotation, cellular component: U6 snRNP; Lsm1-7-Pat1 complex; U4/U6 x U5 tri-snRNP complex. Lineage: Eukaryota; Metazoa; Arthropoda; Insecta; Lepidoptera; Pieridae. Gene Ontology annotation, biological process: mRNA splicing, via spliceosome. The record is from RefSeq and is a predicted model, not a curated record. Gene Ontology annotation, molecular function: RNA binding. The transcript has a single exon. The coding region runs from base 151 to 438 and encodes 95 amino acids.